Messenger RNA from Trematosphaeria pertusa, 771 nucleotides. RefSeq lists its product as uncharacterized. Bases 1 to 771 code for a protein of 256 amino acids. The transcript has a single exon. NCBI's taxonomy places the organism in Eukaryota, Fungi, Ascomycota, Dothideomycetes, Pleosporales, Trematosphaeriaceae. The record is from RefSeq and is a predicted model, not a curated record.
AUGUCAACUACCUGCGACAUGUCACCCUGCGAGACCCGACCGUUCCGAUUCCUUGACUUACCUAAAGACAUCCGGCGCCUCGUCUACGACGAACUAGCGCAACCGAUCCAACGCCCAGUCUUGACUAAAAGCAUCGGACUAUCCUUCUACGACCGCGAUACUCCGCACUCGCUGCUGUUCGUCAAUCACUUCGUUCACGAAGAGGUCAUCGCCUCUCUCAGCCCUCAGCGCGAGCGACAGCCUGUUGUCCUUUCCUGCGACACGUCGUCUAUUGAUCGAUUUGGCUCUAACGUUAUUUCCUUCCUUAGACUUGGCUUCUAUAUCGACCAUCAAGCCAGGCAGCGUAAGGCCGAUACAUACAUGCGGGAGCUCAAUAUCAACUUCUUUGCUCGGGAUCUAAAAGAGCGCCUUGCUGGAGCUUUCGCUAAGAGUCAUGGCGAGGACGCGCCGUUCCCUGAUGCGGCGCUCACUGAUUUCCUCCGUAUCUCCGUCUUGCGAUCGCGCCACAUACCAGAAGUCCACCUCCGCAUUCUAGUGGACGAUGGCGCGCUUAACAAUCCAUAUUCGAGCGAUUCGCUAGCUCUAUUCUGUCUGGAGAAGAGGUUGAAGGAUGCCAACGAGUGGCCAAAUCGAGAUAGUAGCAGUCGGAUCAGCUUUCACUUGUCGAUGGUGAGCCAGGACGACGAUGCGGAGGAGGCGUUCAAGAAGAAGAAUCCCGAACUGGUUGCCGCAGGGGACAGCGUGAAGUGGGAGAUUGCGGAGGAAGAAUAA